AUGAAUCGACAAUUAUGGACAAAUUCGAGACGAAUGCUGUCGCUGAAUGAGAUCGCUGUCACCCUGCGACCAUUCUUUUUUGAAGUGCACCCAGAUAGGUUUGCUCAACAUCCGGAAAUCCGGAGAAAGAAUGAGAAAUCGCUUCAAACAUUCAACGGCUACCUCAAUGAUUUGUUUCCGGCGACGACGACGAUUCGGCCGAUUCAGGUGCAAUUCUCGAUUGUUGAUAAAACGCAGCCGGAGAAAUUCAAAGAGAUUCGAAUUGAGCUGUCCGGAACGGAUCCCGUCAGAAUUGCGAGAAUGGCGUUGGAAUCGUGCCAAUUGAGCACUUCGGAGUUGCCGGCGACGGAGUCUUUCAAACCGAGCAUCAAGUCUUCAAAUCCGGGAAAUUUCCGAACAUCUAAUAUUGAUGAGGAUUUUAUGAGAUCAUAUUUGAAGAGGAAAAAGCAAAAAAGUGUAAUUCUGAAAAAUUUGCGACAAUUCGCCGAUGAGCGGCGAGAUGAAGCGAUGAGUAAAAUGAGGGAAAACGAGAAAUUGAAGGCAACAAUCAAACAAGAAAUUGAUGAGCUCAAAGUUCGAACAGGAAUAAGAGACGUGGUUUGGCAAAUGGACUGGGCUGAAACGCACAUUCGGCGAUGUUUGAAGAAUGUGCACCGAUUUAUUGAUCAAUCUGGAAGUCGAAGCAAACAAGAAAUCAGUCAAGCGAUGUUUAAAAACGUUUUAAGAUUUGGACGGGGUUCAUUCACAUGCUGCGAUGGUUCGAUUCAGCUCGGCGCGGAUCAUGUACUUGAGCAAUGGGAGCAAGUCUGUGUGGACCAUAUUAAUCGAAAACAGCAAAUUCCGGAGCUACGUCGAACCACUCAACGGUUAUCGGAAACUCUUGGCGGAGCUCAAAUUCGCCUACCAUAUUAUAAGAAUUUGGCGCAAACGCUAACACAAAUUCAACAAUUGAUUUUGAGAAUUUGGAACAAAGAGGCUCUUUUAAUUCGUAUCGAGAACGCGGGAAAAGGGACGAUUGUAGAUGUGGUGACGUCAUAUGAUGAGCUUUCAGUUGGUCUGGAUGGGUGCAUACAUAUUCCAUGCAAUGUCGAUAUUCCAUCAUUGACAGUGUUCUUAGAGCAAAACGGUUCAAUGUCAUCAAUUUUGGGUGAGGAGCAUUCAAAUUUAAUGGAAUCGGUUGAAAGGUCGCGAAGAGAAUGCAUCAAUAGGCUAAAAUUGCGCGAAUUGUCUUGGGACCCGUCGGUGAGCCUCGCCGACGUGAUCAAGUGCCUUGAUCGACUCUCAACAGUCGACGCGCCAAUUUCGGGAUGCGCAAUUUUCAUUUCAACAAACCCGACGAUGUACGUGAGAAAUGACGGCGCUUUUUGUAUACCAAUUGAAUGGGUGUAG
Molecule: messenger RNA, 1389 nt
Organism: Caenorhabditis bovis
Lineage: Eukaryota; Metazoa; Nematoda; Chromadorea; Rhabditida; Rhabditidae
Source: the annotation of a GenBank genome assembly